AUGGAUGUUUCUCAUUUAUUUGAGCCAAUAAAGCUUGGGAUGGCAUUUGAUUCAGAAGAGUAUGCAUAUGAAUACUACAACAAAUAUGCUGCUACAAUUGGGUUUAGUGUUAGAAAGGAAUAUGCAAAUAAAAGUAAAGUCCACGGAUAUGUGACUUCGAGAAAAUUUAUAUGUUAUAAAGAAGGUUAUAGAGAAAGAGACAAGCGAGAAGCGAUGGUCAAGAAACCUAGAAAGGAAAUUAGGACGGGUUGUUUAGCUCACAUGGUCGUAAGUCGUCAAUCAAAUGGGAAGUUUUCUAUCAUUUCAUUUGAAAAAAAGCACAAUCAUCCUCUCGUUCCUCCAUCUCUAGCGCAUAUGCUACCAUCGCAAAGAAAUAUUAAACUUUCUCAAGCAUAUGAAAUUGACUUAUUGGAUGAUUCAGGAAUAUGUCCUAAAUCAUCUUUUGACUAUGCUUCUCGUCUAGCUGGGGGAAAAGCUUCUUUAGGUUAUACAAAGUGGGAUCACAUAAACUAUCUUCGUGACAAAAGAAAAGAAAGUCUAAAGCAGGGAGUGGCUCAUAGUUUGGUCGAUUAUUUUGAAAAAAGAAUUUAUGGAAAUGUUGUAUCAUUUGACAUAACAUAUAGAACAAAUAAGGAGUAUCGACCAUUGGCUUUGUUUGUUGGAUUAAAUAAUCACAGGGAAAUGGUUGUAUUUGGUGCUGCCCUUUUAUACGAUGAAAUAGCUGAAGCAUUUGAAUGGCUUUUUACUAUAUUUUUUAGAGCUAUCAAAUUGCUUUAUUAUUACGAGUAUGGAGACGAUUUUCUAAAUGCAUGGGAGGAAAUGCUUGAGAAGUACGAUGUUAAGGAUAAUAGUUGGUUGGAAAACACCUUUGCUAUAAGGAAAAAGUGGUCCAUGACAUACGGUAAAAAUUUGUUUAAGCAUUUUCAAAGAGCUAUUGACGAUAAGCGUGCUAAUGAAAAUAAGUCAAAUUUUGAUAUGACCAAACGAAUAUCUGUCUUGAAUGUUAAGCUUCCUUUAUUGAUCCAUGCGAGAGAAAUAUAUACUGCAACCAUAUUUGAUUUGUUCGAAAAGGAGUGGGAAAAGUCAUUACUUAUCUCUAUAAAUGGCUUUCAUGAUGAAGAAGAAUUUGUAAAUACAAUGUUAGCACUCAUGGAAGUCGCAGAUAGCAUGUAG
Messenger RNA from Nicotiana tabacum (common tobacco), 1173 nucleotides. RefSeq names its product protein FAR1-RELATED SEQUENCE 5-like. The record is from RefSeq and is a predicted model, not a curated record. NCBI's taxonomy places the organism in Eukaryota, Viridiplantae, Streptophyta, Magnoliopsida, Solanales, Solanaceae.